Lingula anatina is the source of this 6440-nucleotide messenger RNA. Its product is annotated as clathrin heavy chain 1. Gene Ontology annotation, cellular component: cell cortex; clathrin coat of trans-Golgi network vesicle; clathrin coat of coated pit. Gene Ontology annotation, biological process: intracellular protein transport; receptor-mediated endocytosis. NCBI's taxonomy places the organism in Eukaryota, Metazoa, Brachiopoda, Lingulata, Lingulida, Lingulidae. Gene Ontology annotation, molecular function: structural molecule activity; clathrin light chain binding. The record is from RefSeq and is a predicted model, not a curated record.
UUUUCUCUUCUUAUUUGUAGAAUAAUACCGCAACUAAAGCAAAUGUAAGAAAAUGAAAGCAUCUUUUUAAAGUAGCAGAGUGCCCCUCUUCACGAAAAACGUACACUAUAGCCCUGUGGAACAUUUAAAUUUGAUGUGACGCUUGUGCGUAUUGAUAUAGAACUACUUUCGACAUCCUCCUCACCCGGUGGCCGCCAUCUUAUACUAAUCGAACUGUUAGACAGUGAAGACAGCCACCGGUAUAACAGAAAGUACGCCUUGAACACACACUGCAUCAGGUGCAUGAGAUCCUGAGACAGCCAAGAAAAGCAAGAUGGCACAAAUACUGCCGAUUAAGUUCCAGGAGCAUUUACAGCUCCAAAACAUUGGUAUCAAUGCUGCAAACAUUGGAUUCAGCACCUUGACUAUGGAGUCGGACAAGUUCAUCUGUGUCCGAGAAAAAGUGGGUGACACUGCACAGGUUGUCAUUGUGGACAUGAAUGAUUCCUCAAACCCAAUUAGAAGGCCAAUCUCUGCAGAUUCUGCCAUUAUGAAUCCAACCAGCAAAGUUAUUGCACUUAAAGGCUCCUCUGGCGAUCCCAACCAAGCUGGCAAGACAUUGCAGAUUUUUAACAUUGAGAUGAAGAGCAAGAUGAAGGCCCAUACUAUGACAGAUGAUGUCACCUUUUGGAAGUGGAUCAGUGUCAACACUGUGGCUUUAGUUACGGAAACUGCUGUUUAUCACUGGAGUAUGGAGGGUGAUAGUCAGCCACUGAAGGUGUUUGACAGGCAUUCCAGUUUGUCCGGCUGCCAAGUUAUCAACUACAGAACAGAUGCCAAGCAGAAGUGGUUGCUGCUUAUUGGCAUUUCUGCACAGAACAACCGUGUUGUUGGUGCUAUGCAGCUGUACUCUGUGGACAGAAAAGUGAGCCAGCCUAUCGAAGGUCAUGCAGCCACUUUCCAUGAAUUCAAGAUGCCAGGAAACAGCCAACCUUCAACACUGUUCUGUUUCGCUGUGAGAGGAGCCCAAGGAGGAAAGCUUCAUGUAAUUGAAGUGGGACAGGCCCCUCAAGGCAAUACAGCAUUUACCAAGAAAGCAGUUGAUGUGUUCUUCCCACCAGAGGCACAAAAUGAUUUUCCAGUUGCCAUGCAGAUCAGUCCAAAGCAUGAUAUAAUCUUUUUGAUCACCAAGUAUGGAUACAUCCACUUGUAUGAUAUUGAGACAGGGACUUGUAUCUACAUGAAUAGAAUCAGCGGAGACACAAUUUUCGUCACAGCUCAGCAUGAAGCUACAUCUGGAAUCAUAGGUGUCAACCGAAAAGGACAGGUGCUAUCAGUUAGCAUUGAUGAGGAGAAUAUUAUUCCAUACAUCAACAACACUCUACAAAACCCAGACCUGGCUUUGAGAAUGGCUUCUCGUAACAACUUACCAGGAGCUGAGGACCUGUUUGUCCGCAAAUUCAACAACCUGUUCCAGAGUGGCAACUAUUCUGAAGCUGCAAAGGCUGCAGCUAGUGCACCCAAGGGUAUUCUAAGGACUCCCCAGACCAUCCAGCGUUUUCAACAAUGUCCAGCACAACAAGGCCAGACAUCCCCUCUCCUGCAGUACUUUGGAAUACUCCUGGACCAGGGCCAGUUGAACAAGUAUGAGUCCUUGGAGUUGUGCAGACCAGUGCUACAACAGGGGAGGAAGCAGCUGCUGGAGAAAUGGCUAAAGGAGGAUAAGCUGGAAUGCAGUGAGGAGUUGGGAGAUCUUGUCAAAGCUCAUGACCCAACUUUGGCUCUGUCAGUAUUUCUUAGAGCCAAUGUGCCCAAUAAGGUAAUUCAAUGUUUUGCUGAGACUGGCCAGUUCCAGAAGAUCAUUCUAUAUGCUAAGAAGGUUGGCUUCACCCCAGACUACAUCUUCCUGCUGCGUAACAUCAUGAGGAUCAACCCAGACCAGGGGUUACAGUUUGCCCAGAUGAUGGUGGCUGAUGAUGAGCCCAUGGCUGAUAUCAACCAGGUGGUUGAUGUGUUUAUGGAGAUGAACAUGAUUCAGCAGUGUACUUCAUUCUUGCUGGAUGCCCUGAAAAACAACCGCCCCAGUGAGGGUCCACUGCAGACCAGGCUGCUGGAGAUGAACCUGAUGCAUGCACCCCAGGUUGCUGAUGCCAUUUUGGGCAACCAGAUGUUCACCCAUUAUGACAGAGCCCAUGUCGCCCAGCUGUGUGAGAAAGCUGGUCUCCUACAGAGAGCCUUGGAACAUUACACAGACCUGUAUGACAUCAAGAGAGCCGUGGUUCACACUCAUCUCCUGAACCCAGAGUGGCUGGUCAACUACUUUGGCUCUCUGUCUGUGGAGGACUCCCUGGAGUGUCUGAAGACUAUGUUGCAGGCCAAUAUUCGUCAGAACCUGCAGGUGUGUGUGCAGAUUGCCACCAAGUACCAUGAGCAGCUAGGCACAGUGGCCCUCAUUGAGAUUUUUGAGUCUUUCAAGAGCUUUGAAGGAUUGUUUUACUUCCUUGGCUCCAUUGUGAACUUCAGCCAGGAUGCUGAUGUGCACUUCAAGUACAUUCAGGCAGCCUGCAAGACUGGACAGAUGAAAGAAGUGGAGAGGAUCUGCAGAGAAAGUAACUGCUACGAUCCAGAGAGGGUGAAGAACUUCCUCAAGGAAGCCAAGCUCACUGACCAGCUUCCACUGAUCAUUGUAUGUGAUCGCUUUGACUUUGUCCAUGACUUAGUUCUCUACCUGUACCGCAACAGCCUGCAGAAGUAUAUUGAAAUCUAUGUACAAAAGGUGAACCCAUCACGUCUCCCAGUUGUUGUUGGAGGUCUGUUGGAUGUGGACUGUGCAGAGGAUGUCAUCAAGCAGUUGAUCAUGGUUGUUAAAGGGCAGUUUUCAACUGAUGAAUUGGUGGAAGAAGUGGAGAAGAGAAACAGACUGAAGCUUCUCCUUCCCUGGUUAGAAAGUAGAGUGCAUGAAGGUGUGGUUGAAGCCCCAACUCAUAAUGCCCUGGCCAAGAUUUACAUUGACAGCAACAAUAACCCAGAAAGAUUUCUCAGAGAAAAUCAGCACUAUGACAGCCGUGUUGUUGGCAAGUACUGUGAGAAGAGAGAUCCUCAUCUUGCUUGUGUGGCUUAUGAAAGAGGACAGUGUGACAUGGAGUUGAUCAAAGUGUGCAAUGAGAACUCGCUAUUCAAGAGUGAGUCUCGCUAUCUGGUGAGCAGAAGAGAUCCUGAACUCUGGGCCCAUGUUUUGAAUGAGGAAAAUGAAUACAGAAGGCAACUUAUUGAUCAGGUUGUCCAAACUGCACUGUCUGAGACCCAGGAUCCUGAGGACAUCUCUGAGACUGUCAAGGCGUUCAUGACCGCUGACUUGCCCAAUGAGCUAAUAGAAUUGUUGGAAAAGAUUGUACUGGAUAAUUCUGUCUUCAGUGAUCACAGGAAUCUCCAGAACCUGUUGAUUUUGACUGCAAUCAAAGCUGACCGCACCAGAGUAAUGGAGUACAUCAAUCGUCUGGACAACUAUGAUGCCCCUGACAUAGCCAACAUUGCCAUUGGCAGUGAACUGUAUGAGGAAGCUUUUGCCAUUUUCAAGAAGUUUGAAGUCAAUACUUCUGCUAUACAGGUGUUGAUAGAGCACGUUAAGAACUUGGACCGUGCCUAUGAAUUUGCUGAGCGUUGCAAUGACCCAGCAGUGUGGAGCCAGCUGGCCAGAGCACAGUUGAAUGCUGGACUGGUCAAGGAGGCUAUUGACUCUUACAUCAAGGCUGAUGACCCAUCUCAAUAUAUGGAAGUGGUAGAUGUGGCCAGCAGAAAUGAUAACUGGGAGGACUUGGUGAAAUUCCUUCAAAUGGCUCGUAAGAAGGCCAGAGAGACCUUUAUUGAAACUGAACUCAUCUUUGCCUAUGCCAAGACCAAUAGAUUGGCUGACCUGGAGGAAUUCAUCUCAGGUCCUAACCAUGCCAACAUUACACAGGUUGCUGACCGCUGUUUUGACAACCAAAUGUAUGAGCCUGCCAAGCUUCUGUACAAUAAUGUUUCCAACUUUGCCCGCUUGGCUAUCACUCUGGUGCAUUUGGGAGAAUACCAAGGAGCCGUUGACAGUGCACGCAAAGCCAACAGCACAAGGACAUGGAAAGAGGUAUGCUUUGCCUGUGUUGACAAUGAAGAAUUCCGCUUGGCCCAGAUGUGUGGUCUGCAUAUUGUAGUCCAUGCUGAUGAACUGGAGGAGCUUAUCAAUUAUUACCAAGACAGAGGAUACUUUGAAGAGCUUAUAUUACUCCUAGAAGCUGCUUUAGGCCUUGAAAGAGCUCACAUGGGCAUGUUCACAGAAUUAGCAAUUUUGUAUUCUAAAUACAAGCCAGAGAAGAUGAAAGAGCACUUGGACCUUUUCUGGUCGAGGGUUAACAUUCCAAAGGUUCUGAGAGCAGCAGAGCAAGCUCAUUUGUGGCCUGAGCUGGUUUUCCUCUAUGACAAAUAUGAAGAGUAUGACAAUGCCAUUAUCACCAUGAUGAACCACCCAACGGAAGCAUGGAAAGAGAACCAUAUGAAGGACGUCAUCACUAAAGUGGCCAAUAUUGAAUUGUACUACAAGGCCAUUCAGUUCUAUUUGGAUUUCAAGCCCCUCCUACUUAAUGACUUGCUUCUUAUACUAACCCCAAGGCUAGAUCACACGCGAGCUGUCAACUUCUUCCAGAAGGUGAACCAGAUACCUUUAGUCAAGCCAUACCUGCGUGCCGUGCAGAGUCAUAAUAACAAAGCCAUUAAUGAGGCCCUUCAUAAUUUGUUAAUAGAAGAAGAAGACUAUCAAGGACUAAGGGCAUCCAUUGAUGCUUUUGAUAAUUUUGAUAACAUCGCUCUGGCGCAGAAAUUGGAAAAGCAUGAGUUGAUAGAGUUUAGACGUAUUGCUGCCUACCUCUACAAAGGCAACAACCGCUGGAAACAGUCAGUUGACUUGUGCAAGAAAGAUAGGCUCUUCAAGGAUGCAAUGACCUAUGCUAGUGAAUCAAGAAACAUUGAUACAGCAGAAGAAUUAAUAGCCUGGUUCUUAGAGGACAAGAACUAUGAAUGCUUUGCAGCCUGCUUGUUCCAGUGCUAUGACCUGUUACGCCCAGAUGUCAUAUUGGAGUUGGCCUGGAAACAUAACAUCUUAGACUUUGCAAUGCCUUAUAUGAUCCAGGUUAUGAGAGAGUAUAUAACAAAGGUUGACAAACUAGAACAAGCAGAGUCAGUGAGGAGUGAAGAAGAGGAGAAGAUCACAGAACAGCCACUUGUCAUGGGCGAUCAGUUGAUGAUUACUGCUGGUCCAGCUAUGAACAUGGGAAUGCCACCACAGGGUAUGCCAUAUGGGUACCCAGGCAUGCCACAGGGGAUGCCAGGUUACCAAAUGUAAAGGGAAGUUGGGCUUGAAUGGAGCACAAACUGAUCAACAGGGGCCAAGCAGUGGGUGUAAAAGAGAUGAGGAGGACGUGAAUUGCAGCUUCUGGGGUUGUGAUGCCAUUAAAUCAUUGACUUCAGAAUGCUUGUGAUAUAUCAAAAUUCUAUGAAUGUGGCUUGUUGAUAUAGUUCUGGAAAAGAAGAAGCGGUGACAAUGAAAUUACUUUUUAAAAAUUUGGUGCUUCUUCAGCGACAAAAGCCGCCUUACUACCAUAGUUAAAUUCCUGUAUUUUUAAUGUUCCUGGAUCUGGGAUCAGUCUUCUUGCUUGGAUUGUGACGAUUAUAUCAUCAUUACGAAUUAUUGUAAGAAGAGAGAUAUAAAAACAAAUAAAACAUGGUUUAUAAGUAUGUAAGUCAUACAUUGAACAAUGGACAUUAGAUAUGUAUCUAUUAGGGAAAGCAGAUAACAUUGUAAUAACAGAUGUGAUGUAUCAUUUAGUUGAAUUUAGAGCUUUGAACUUUAACGUCUUAUGAAGGAAAUCUUGAUUAGAGACUAUAAAAAUGUGAUACUGCAUUGAAGUUGUAGAAAAUUUAUGCUUGUAAUGUUAGAAUAUAUGUUUGUACAUUGAAAGUAAUGCCAAUGAUAACAGAGAAAGGGUCGUGUUUGGACAGUAAACUGAAAGACACUGUGAAAUAAUGCCAAUAAUAAUAAUAAGAGGUUUUGUGUGUAGGAGAUCAAGGAAAAUUGCAGUUUUGAUUUGGUGUCUGUCUGUCUGUCUUGUUCUGAUUGGGCUAUUGUGUGCACUUUAGAAAGCUGUUAGGCAAGGGGCAAAUGGGUUAAUGGAAGAGCUCCAGGUGAAAUGCCAAUAACUUGACAAUUAGCAUUUUACUGCUACUUGCAUUUAAACCUCUUGGUAACCAGACUAUAUGUGAGUAAUAAAAUCUGUAGUGAACCAGAGGUAGCACUAGCAAUUGUCUUGCACUGUGUAAUUUAUUGAGCUGUACAUUCUACUUCCCUUGUUAUUGGUGUGCAGAAAAUCAAAGCAAGACUUUCUUCAUCUGUACAAGUUGAUAUUAGAGGAAAUAAAACAACACUGUACUCA